Molecule: messenger RNA, 452 nt
Organism: Drosophila eugracilis
Lineage: Eukaryota; Metazoa; Arthropoda; Insecta; Diptera; Drosophilidae
Product: chymotrypsin inhibitor SCI-III
Exons: 2
Coding region: 57-311 (84 amino acids)
Molecular function (GO): serine-type endopeptidase inhibitor activity
Source: RefSeq, a predicted model, not a curated record
GACGGUUGAUUAUCGGCUGAAGACGAGUAGAGGGUGGACCGCCAACUACAGAUGAAAUGAAGCCGGCUCCUUGGCAGUGGCUUUUAAUUGGCCUCCUCCUGCUGAUUCCGCAUCGUUCAGGGGCGGCCUCCAAGAGAGUUAAACUGUGCCUGCAGCCGAUGAUCAGUGGCCGUUGCUUCGGUUAUGUGGAGAGCUACGCCUACAAUCCCGUCAAGCGCCACUGCGAACCCUUUAUCUACGGCGGAUGCGGUGGCAACGACAACCGAUUCUCCACCAAAGCGGAGUGCGAGUUCAACUGCCGUGAUAUAUGAAAGUGCUAAGUGAAAUGUCAAUUCCCUAACUUACUAUCUAUCUACAUCAAGUUUUUAGUAUUACUUAGGUAACAAUAUAGACUUUCCAGCAAUUUUAGCUUAAAAGAUGAAAUACAAUGUAGUACUGCAGUGACCUAUUUA